Molecule: messenger RNA, 1452 nt
Organism: Lachancea mirantina
Lineage: Eukaryota; Fungi; Ascomycota; Saccharomycetes; Saccharomycetales; Saccharomycetaceae
Source: the annotation of a GenBank genome assembly
AUGGCUUCGGCAGAAGCGAACAACGGUUUUAACAGUAAUAUAAACCGUGCCCAAAGCCGGUUUCAAAGUAGAAUGGUAGCGCAUAAUGGGUUUGAUGACAGUAGGAAUAUAAAUGGCAGGGAUGUACGGAAUAGAUCCAGAUACGAUGACAGAGGGUAUGAGGAUGAUAGGAGAUCGUGUUACGGUAACAGCAGGGGCCCCAAGAACUUCAGAAAUGAAUCACGCUACCGAGGUAGUAGUAGACCUCGGUCUUCGCAUUAUAACAGAACCCAAGAAAUACACAGAGGACGUCAGUUAGAACCGAAUUGGGAUGAGAUUAUACCUAUAGACCAGCGUGUACAUAUGAGGCUGACUAAAUGGGACGUAACGCCUAAAGGAUUUGAGAAUGUUCCUGCAGAAAGAGCCAAAUUAUCGGGACUUUUCCCGCUGCCUGGCCAGCCACAAGAUAUUGAUAAAUCCAAAUUAGAGGGAAUUGUAAGUAGUGGUGCCUUAACUCGCCGCACUCGCGUCCUUUUCGAGGACUUAACGGCUACAAAUAUGGCAGCUGUCCGCGCUAAUCGUCGUUUGAUUUUGACGUCGUUAGACGCGAACUUUGCAUGCGAUCAAACCGUGAUAGAGCUCAUAGCUGAGUUUGCGAGAGAUCUAGAAAGUGUGGAAGAAUAUGAACUAUUGCGAGGAAAAUGGCUAGAAGACCGAAGACUUUUGUUAGAGUUUUCCAAAGAGGAAGCGGUCACGCUUGUACUCGCAUGCCAAAAAUUCAUCGAGAAAAGACUGAACACCAAGUUUGUUUGGCAGAGGCCCGGCGAGUUUGUACAGAAAGCUGCUGCGGACGAUCCCAUAUGUGGUGGGAAAGUAAUUGCCGUGCAUGACAUCCAGGAAAACGAUGAAGAAACUAUCAGACACUUUCUCACGAGUAAAGGCAUUCAAAUCUCUUGGUUGAAACUCAUCAAAGUUGGGAAAGGAUUGGAAUCUACUCAGAGUGUCUUGUUUGAGCCAGAAAAUGAAAUACAACAGCUCAAGGAUCUGAAAUGGUCGCGACCAAACGACUCCAAAUUGAAGCAAAAUUUUACAGAUAUCACUUUCCAAAAUUUGCCACGUCUUGUCUCGAAGCAGGGACACGAGGCCACAAGAGUGCUGAUGCUAUUGAAUUGCAUUGAUCCGAUGGAUCUUAAAGAUGAUGAAUUUGUUGCAGAGAUAGAAGACGCCAUGCAGAAUUCUGAUGUCAUGUUAAGUUUCGGUGAAAUAGAGAGUGUGAAAAUUCCGGUACCCAGUGCGGACUAUCGUAUGAGUUUCGACACGAUUUCAGACAACGUUGGCAAAAUAUAUGUCAAGUUCAAAGAACUCCAGGGCGCAAAAAAUGCAAUGAACAAGCUUGCAGGGUCGAAAUUUAAUGACAGGACCGUGCUGUGCUCUUAUUUCAGCGAAAGAGAUUAUAACAUGAACGUUUUGUAG